Molecule: messenger RNA, 2490 nt
Organism: Yarrowia lipolytica CLIB122
Lineage: Eukaryota; Fungi; Ascomycota; Dipodascomycetes; Dipodascales
Source: RefSeq, a predicted model, not a curated record
AUGUCGUUGACGACCAGAGAUGAUGUACGAAAUCGGCUGCGGCCUUUUGGAGUCAUAUUCGAAUCAACAUUAACUGAUCUCAUUAAGGGUAUUCGAGCCGCCAAAGAUCUGCCCGCCAAAGAGCGGUUCCUCAAACAGGCAGUGUCCGACUGCCACCAGGAGGCCCGAAACCAGGAUCUGACCGUCAAGACACUCGCCAUCCUCAAACUGGCAUAUCUGGAGAUGCUGGGUUACGACAUGUCGUGGGCCUCCUUCCACGUCCUGGAGGUCAUGAGCUCGCCAAAGUUCCAACAAAAACGAGUGGGCUACCUCGCUGCCAUCCAGUCCUACCGUGACGACGACGAUGUGUUGAUGCUUGCGACCAACCUCCUUAAACGUGAUCUGACGUCAAGCUCGCCGGUCGAGGUGUCCGUGUCUCUAUCCGCAAUCGCCACCAUUGUCACCCCUUCACUCGCUCAGGACGUGCACCCCGAAAUUGUCAAAAUGCUGUCCCAUUCGAAACCCUACAUCCGAAAGAAGGCAGUGCUGGCAAUGUAUAAGAUCUUCCUCCAGUACCCAGAGGCACUGCGGACGUCGUUCUCUCGUCUCAGAGAUCGACUCGAUGAUUCAGACCCCUCAGUUGUUUCUGCCACAGUCAACGUGAUCUGUGAGCUCGCCAAGAAGCACUCAAAGAACUACGUGCCCCUGGCCCCACAACUCUACCAGCUGCUGACCACGUCCUCCAAUAACUGGAUGAUGAUUAAGAUCCUCAAGCUGUUCUCGUCGUUGGCACCCAUUGAGCCUCGGCUUAAACCUAAGCUGUUGCCUCAGAUCAUGACCCUGAUCCAGUCCACCUCGGCACUCUCCCUCCAGUACGAGUGCAUCAACUGCAUUGUGAGCGGAGGCAUGCUAGGAGAAGACGACCACGAUGUGGCUGGUGUCUGUGUCGAGAAGCUGUCGUCUUUUGUGAACCAAGGCGACCAGAAUCUCAAGUACGUGGGUCUUUUAGCGCUUGGGAAGAUCGUCAAGGUCCAUCCCAUUCUUGUUGGAAAGCUGCAGGGUGUCAUUCUGGAAUGCCUCAAGGAAAACGCCGAUUCCACGAUCCGAGAACGAGCACUGGAGCUUGCCAACGAUCUUGCAUCGGAACACAAUGUUGAAACCAUUGUGAACCUGCUGCUUUCCCAGCAACUUACCCACGCGUCCAUUUCAUACAUUCUGGACAUGUGCUGCAGAGACACAUACUCACUCAUUUCCGACUUUGAGUGGUUCUUGAAUGUGCUCAAGAAGCUCGCACUGGUCGAUUUCCCUCUCGAAGACCCUGCUCGGAUCGGAGAAACGCUCCGAGAUCUGUGCAUGCGAGUCCCCGAUAUGCGAGAGGAGAUUACCGGAGUUUGCUACGAAAUAUUCACAGACGGAGGUGUGUAUCUCCGGAACCCCGGCGUCCUGCCUCCCGUUCUCUUCUGUCUCAGCGAGUACCCCAUGCAUCGACAAAAGGACAUUUUGGACUUUUGCCUCAACUCAUACUCGCACGUCAGAGAGAACAGUGGCAGCAGCAACAAUGCUGUCGAUCUGGCCGUUUGUGUAUGCAUCGUGAAGGUGUUUGGCAAGUUCUGCGAGGGCAUCAUCUGGUCAUCUCCCAACGAGCUUUAUGUUAAAAAGACUGUGACCAAUGUGAUCAAGUUUUUGUCGUCAUAUCUUGCGUCGCCGGACUACGAGCUGCAGGACUUUGCCACCCAGUUUUCCGAGCUCUUCAAGGUCAUUUCCGAGUCUCUGGAGGAGGAGGGUGUGCCUGUGCUUCUUACCGAGGUGCUGCCGUCUUUCUUUGCAUAUGAACUGAAUCCUGUGGCACCAGACACUCAGAAGAGAAUUCCAUUCUUAGAUCUGGAGCUCCCUCCCGAGCUUGAGCAGACCCUGGAAGUGGAAUUCUCUGACAUUGAGGACGAGGAGGUUUAUGUUGAGGAGGAGUUUACCCCCCAAUUUGCUUCUACGGUCAGUGGAGUGCAGAAGGAGAGUCUACUGGAUGCUCGUAAGGAGCGACUAGAGAAGCAGAAGGAUGAUCCGUUCUACAUUUCUCGAGACACUACGCCCAAUCCUCUCAAGGACGAGCAGGUGGACGUCGAUUCCAUCCCCGUGGUGGACCUGCAGAUCAACGAGACAUCGAUAAAGACUCCGCCCAUUCAGACCAAGCCGAAGCGCAAGAUUAAGAUCAUCAAGGACGAGCAGAUUGAUGGCGAGAUUGUGCCCAAGUUGGAGGUGACCAAGAACGUCAAGAAGAACGUUUUGAUUCGGCCCAACCAGCUCGACCAGUUUGAGCUGGAGGACGACAAGGACUCGCCCGAGGUUGCGCAGAUGAAGCAGGAGCUCAAGGACAAGAAAGAUAAGAAGGACAAGAAGGACAAGAGGGACAAAAAGGACAAGGAAAAGAAGCCCAAGAGCAAGGCCAAGAAGGAGGGGGCUGAUGGCGAGGUCAAGGAGAAGAAGCGCAAGAAGCGGGUUGCCGUCAUCGAGUAG